AUGCACAUCAUAAGGCUCUGGAAAGUUUGGGAACCUUAUAUAUCUAUCCGCCAUCCGGACGACAUCGAGACAGUCAUAGGACAAUCUAAAUUCACUCAGAAGAGUAAUAUGUAUAACAUAAUGUUACCAUGGUUCAGCACAGGACUUCUUAUCAGUGCAGGUCGCAAGUGGCAGACACGCAGGAAGAUACUAACACCUGCUUUUCAUUUCAAUAUGCUUCGGGAAUUUUCCGACGUUUUCAUCGCGGAAGGGGAACGGUUGAUCGGGAAGCUAAAGGGCGAAGGAACGCCUGUUAUUAAAGAUCUGAAGAUGUUGAUCAGCGAGCACACUUUAAAUAUCAUUUGUGAAACUGCAAUGGGAACGUCUCUUAUUGAUAAAGGACAAUUUCAAUUCAAAUAUCGCAAAGACGUGCACGAUAUGGGAGACACUUUGCUGUAUAGAUCACUAAGACCAUGGUUGGACUUCGAUUUUGUCUUCUUCCUCACUCCUGUAGGAAUGCUACAAUCUAAACUGAUUAAAAUAUUACAUGGCUUUACGAAACAGAUCAUUAGAGAACGUAAGGAGUACCACGAUAAGACCAACGGUCGCUAUCUAGCUGAUUUCAGUGACAAAGCGAAUGAAGACACUGAUGAUAUGACAUGCAACCUUCGCAGAAAGAGGCUUGCCAUGCUCGAUUUACUUUUAUCGGCACAUCGACACAAUCUAAUAGACGAAGAAGGUAUUAGAGAAGAAGUCGAUACGUUUAUGUUUAGGGGACACGAUACGACGGCUAUAUCCAUUUGUUUCACUAUAAUGCUUUUGGCGGAACACCCACAGAUUCAGGUAACUUCUUAAACGGAGAGUAAAGGAAAACGUUUGAUACAUUUCACGAUGA
Molecule: messenger RNA, 874 nt
Organism: Ceratina calcarata
Lineage: Eukaryota; Metazoa; Arthropoda; Insecta; Hymenoptera; Apidae
Product: cytochrome P450 4C1-like
Exons: 9
Coding region: 1-834 (277 amino acids)
Molecular function (GO): oxidoreductase activity, acting on paired donors, with incorporation or reduction of molecular oxygen; monooxygenase activity; iron ion binding
Source: RefSeq, a predicted model, not a curated record